GACGUGUCCGUGUUGUCUCCUAGCAGAGGGAGGAAACGGGGAAGAGGCCAAGCACUUCAUGUAAACAUAAAUGUGUGGGAGUGUGUGUAGUGAAAGAGGAGUGCUGAUUAGCCAGAUCUCAGAUUAGAGUGUCAGGGACGAUGGGGAACUGCCUGAAAUCCCCAACAUCGGACGACAUUUCCUUACUGCAUGAGUCUCAGUCAGACCGAGCCAGCACCGGGGAUGGAGCCGAGCCUGAGUUAGAGCCUCCUCCGCCCUAUGAGGAGCAGGCACACAUUCCCGUAUACCAUCCCACACCCAGCCAGACCUGUUUGGCCACCCAGCUGACGGAGGAGGAACAGAUCCGCAUCGCUCAGCGCAUCGGCCUCAUUCAGCACCUUCCCAGAGGAGUGUUUGACGGAGGCAAGGAUGGCUCUGAGAAAAAAAUACGCGAGUGUGUGAUUUGUAUGAUGGACUUUGUAUAUGGUGACCCCAUCCGGUUCCUGCCCUGCAUGCACAUCUACCACAUGGACUGCAUAGACGACUGGCUCAUGCGCUCUUUCACCUGUCCGUCCUGCAUGGAACCGGUCGAUGCCGCGCUCCUCUCCACUUACGAGACCAACUGACCGGCCGGAGCCAGACGCCGGAGCCAGACGCACGUCUGCGUGAGCUCUGGAGACGCACCCCUUUUCCCCCCUUUCAGCGAGAACAUCCAGCAAAAGAGCGUCCGAAAGCCUUCAUCGUUUUGGUGCUGUGACUAGAUAACUGGUUAGUAUAGAGGCCAGUCUUUGAAGAUAUUCAGCACACACACACACACACACACACACACACACACACACAUACAGGAUUUCUCGUUCUUCUUAAACCCGAACAAGGUUCCCUGUAAGGCACAGGGGUGUACAACGAUCUUGCAGAACAUGUGCUGCUUCUUCUCCUGGUUUUGUGUUAAUGAUUAUUAAGCAGAAAGGGCUGAGUAUACUCGGUGUACUGUACAAUAAUAUAUGCUACCAUUUCUAUAGAAAGCAAACACACAUGGUCUCCAGUGUCAGUACGUUUUCCACCCCUGGAAAGUCUUCACGAGAGAAGACCCCACUUUGCGGUUUCUCAGUAGAGCUGUGUUUUUUUUUUGUUUUUUUUUUUUUUCAUUUUUUUAGCAUUAGACCCUUUAAAGCACUGGGCUACUGAAAGGAAAGGUCGGGGUUCAAGCCUCGCUGUUUCCAAGCUGCCAGUCUUGGGGCCCUCGAGCAAGGCCCUUAACCCUCAGUGCUCUAGGUGGUGCUGUAUUAAGGCUGACUCUGCGCUCUGAACCCCUUCCUACAGUAAUUAUCACUGGGAUAUGCAAACCAUAAUAAAUUAUAUAUAACAGAUAUUAAAUAAUUCAAUUACAAUAAUUCAAUUAUUUAAAAAAAAUAAUAAUAAUAAUAAUUUUUUGGAAAAUUGCCUGUGGAAGAGUAUCAGCAAAUUUUGUCCACAUCUCCUCCAGAGAAUAUUUUUGAAAGAAAACCAUGUAAAUGUCUCCAAUGGAGCUUUUUUUCAGCAACUUCAGUUGCAUGCUUGUUGAACAUUUUGGUAAAUAAGGUGCAUUUUUUUUCUUUUUCCUGUAACACAUGAAUUUUUCCAUUUGAUUCACUUCUAGAGCUCGAGGGAGACGUCCGAGGAAACGGCCGUUUGAAGUACAUAUGACAAGUAUAAAGCACUUUUCUCUUUAAAAUGAAUGCUAAGGGAUGGAAUAAACAUUUCUUUAAAGGGGCGACGAUGUGGAUAUCCCGCAGCGUUAACUUGUAAACGGAUAGAACGUACGAUUUGGAUUUAAAAAAAGUAAUCGUCGAAAUAAAACACUUCCGAAUGUUCAGGUUUUGCAAGAUCGUCGUACACACCUGAAGUAACACUACAUGACAAAUCGGCGCCCCCUGGCUGUAACCGAGUGCAUUCGUCUUUGAAUUUUCUUUCCUGUGUCGUUUCAUCGCCACAGGAGCAGAAAACUAACAGUGAACUACGUAAAAAGGGCUCUUAGAGGGGGGUAAUUGUGGAGGAAAUGGGGGGGGGUAUUUUGGGUCGAGUCAAAUGACUACCAGUGUCGUUCUACUUUAGAAAUGCUUGCACAUACACAAAACCCCUUAGUAUAUAUUAAACCUAGAGAUUUUGCACUUUACACAAGAGAAUAAUGUAUUUAUGUAGGACUUUGCACCAGGUGCUUCGUCUUUCAAUAGUGCUGAGGAUUUUGUCCGAUGCAAGCAGCACGUCAUGGACGUCCAAAAGUCUGAGAGCACUUAUGUUUUUAAAAACGAGUUUCUUUUAUUGGAAACGAUAUUAUACACAACAGCGUGUGAAAUAUCGUUUUGAUUUUUGGUUAAUUCGGUAGAUUUGUUUGACAACGUAAACUCGAAAUUGGACCUUUUCUACAAAGCGAUUUGUUCAAUCUGCUUAAAUACACAACGGAUUGAACUUUUUUUUUUUUUUUUUGGAAAUAUAAUAUUCAUAAUUCUGUUUUUUAUGUGCCGUCUCAGACUUUUGGAUCUGCAUUGUAUUUAUUUCUCUUUUUUUUUUUUCUUUUUUUUUUUUACACAUUUGUGUUACUCAGAUUUAUUUCACAAAUCUAACAACGUCUUUAUUUAGUUGUUGGGAUACAAACUGAUGCUGUUCUCCAUGGUGGUUUAAACCAUGGUCAAUAAAAAAAUUCGGACUAUUAAACGUAA
This is a messenger RNA of Silurus meridionalis, 2675 nucleotides long. Its product is annotated as RING finger protein 11-like. The record is from RefSeq and is a predicted model, not a curated record. The coding region runs from base 141 to 605 and encodes 154 amino acids. The transcript is spliced from 4 exons. NCBI's taxonomy places the organism in Eukaryota, Metazoa, Chordata, Actinopteri, Siluriformes, Siluridae.